CUCACUAUAAAUAAUUGCAUUUCGUAUUUAUAUUUCACUAUAAUAUAUUCUUAAUUGAUCAAGGAUGAAAACUAAGACUUUUAUCUUGAUGUUCAUUCUAUGUGCAUUAAUUAUCAAUUUUGUUAUGGGAGUUGAACCAUUCAAAGAUGAAAAACAGUUUGGUGCAAUAGAAGAAACCAAAACAAAUAUUGGGAUACGUGAACGGGUAGUCUGGACUAAGAGUUGGACCAAUUGGAGAAGCCGUGGAGCACCAGUUAAGGGGGUUGGAGGAGGAAAGUUAGGUGGACAAGGCUCAAGUGGAUCGGUCUCUGAAGGAGGUGCAAAAAGUAUAGGUGAACAAAACGAAAGUGGAAAAGACAAAGGAAGUGAACCGAUGGAAGAGGAAGAUGAGAAAAUUUAAAUUUAAAAAAAAAAUUAAGAAUGUUGGAGAAAUUUGAGGAUUGAGAAUAUGGUUUAGGUAUUGCAAAUAGAGGCAUGUGUAGUGACGGAUCUAAAAAUAUAUCUUAUGGGGGAAUAUUUUGUAUUUAUAUUACAAAAUAAAUAAGUUUGUGGGAGAAUAUUUUGCA
This is a messenger RNA of Vicia villosa (hairy vetch), 566 nucleotides long. RefSeq lists its product as uncharacterized. The record is from RefSeq and is a predicted model, not a curated record. Lineage: Eukaryota; Viridiplantae; Streptophyta; Magnoliopsida; Fabales; Fabaceae. The transcript has 2 exons. Bases 65 to 400 code for a protein of 111 amino acids.